AUGUCUGAGCCCAUCAGGAAUAAGAAAGCGGACUUUCCAGUGGCUCCGACACCACAGAAUACCCCGGCCAACAAUGCUCCUAUUUCUUCUCAUGCCCAGCAACCUGGAAUUGCUAGUAUCAAAGAAGAGUCUCUUGACCAUGCUACGGCGGCUUCCCUAUUUGCACGCAACCCCGGGCUCGUUUCGAUGAUUCAGGGAAAACUCGGAUCUCUUGUUGGCCGCUCUUCGGGCUACAUUGAAUCUUUACCCGUGUCAGUCCGCCGGCGCGUUGCUGGCCUGAAGGGUAUCCAGAAGGAGCACGCUAAAUUGGAAGCUCAGUUCCAGGAAGAAGUACUGGAACUCGAGAAGAAAUACUUCGCGAAGUUUACUCCCUUGUAUCAGAGGCGUUCCACGAUAGUCAACGGAGCCGCGGAGCCUACGGAUGGUGAAGUUGAAGCGGGACAGGGUGAUGAAGAGGAUGUUGACUCUAAAGAUGAUGCUGAGGCCACCAAAGAAGAGGAUCAGGAGUCCCAAAUCGCCGGCAUACCUGAAUUCUGGCUCUCAGCUAUGAAGAACCAGAUUUCUCUCGCAGAAAUGAUCACCGAGCGAGAUGAGGAGGCUUUGAAACAUCUCGUCGAUAUCCGUAUGGAAUACCUCGACCGCCCAGGCUUCCGUCUCAUCUUCGAAUUUUCAGAGAAUGCCUAUUUCACAAACAAGACUAUUUCGAAGACCUACUACUACAAGGAAGAAAACGGCUACGGUGGUGAUUUUAUCUACGAUCACGCCGAAGGCACUAAGAUCGAUUGGAAGGCUGAGAAAGAUCUUACUGUCCGCAUUGAGAGCAAGAAACAGAGAAACAAGAAUACAAAACAGACCCGGAUUGUCAAAAUCACCGUCCCCACGGAGUCAUUUUUCAACUUCUUCUCCCCCCCUCAGCCCCCGACUGACGAUGAUGAUACCGUUGCUACUGAUAUCGAGGAGCGACUCGAGCUUGAUUAUCAGCUCGGUGAAGACAUCAAGGAGAAGCUCAUCCCCAGAGCCAUUGACUGGUUCACGGGAGAGGCCCUUCAGUUCGAAGAGCUGGGUGACGACAUGGAUGCCGAUGACUACGACGACGAGGAUGAUGAAGAUGAGGAUGAAGAUGAUGAAGAUGAUGAUGAUGAGAGGAGAUCCGACCGGGACGUUGACGAUGACUCCGAUGAAGAGGAUGGCACCUCGAAGCCGAAGAAGGAGGCUGCAGAAUGUAAACAAAGCUGA
This is a messenger RNA of Aspergillus costaricaensis CBS 115574, 1236 nucleotides long. RefSeq names its product histone chaperone NAP1 (gene nap1). The transcript has 5 exons. The record is from RefSeq and is a predicted model, not a curated record. Gene Ontology annotation, molecular function: histone binding; chromatin binding. Gene Ontology annotation, biological process: nucleosome assembly. Gene Ontology annotation, cellular component: nucleus; chromatin. The coding region runs from base 1 to 1236 and encodes 411 amino acids. NCBI's taxonomy places the organism in Eukaryota, Fungi, Ascomycota, Eurotiomycetes, Eurotiales, Aspergillaceae.